This is a messenger RNA of Rhipicephalus microplus (southern cattle tick), 1535 nucleotides long. RefSeq lists its product as uncharacterized. The record is from RefSeq and is a predicted model, not a curated record. NCBI's taxonomy places the organism in Eukaryota, Metazoa, Arthropoda, Arachnida, Ixodida, Ixodidae.
CCUGCCAAACAAGCGUCUCUUCGGAUGGGUAUAAAAGCCUUUGGCCGAGCCCUAUGGAGGACAUUCGAGGCCUUUCCGUCGCGGACACACCUGAAGAGAGAACACGCCCACUCGAUCAUGCGUACUCUCCUCACGCUGCUGCCUUCCCUGGUGGGCGUUGUCCUGGCGGGCAACAUUGGCGCUGGCGGAGGAGGCCACUCGGGCGGGGAAUUCACCAGCGGAGCCAUUGGCGGCUACAGACCUGCUGGCUAUGGUUCUCCUGCUGGCGGCUACAGCGGUCGCGGCAUCAGCGGCCAUCACGCUGGCGGCUACGGCGGCGGUCUCGGAGGCACCAGCACUGCUGCGGGAGGCUCUGCAAAGGCGCCUCAUGGAGACGGCUACUUAGCCAGCGGCUACGGCGUAGGCAGCCACCACGCUGGCUACUCCGCAGGCGGAGGCACUGCACCCAUCGGAAGACACAGUGGAGCUUCUAACUACGGUUCAGCUGGUGGAAGUAUUAGUGGCUAUAGCGGUGACGGUACCCUCAGCAACUACGGCGGAGCCCAGGGUGGCUUUCCAGAAAACGUAAAAGUUAUCAAGCACUCCGGCAACCAUUAUGAUGGCGCAUCGUUCUCAGACGCUGCUGGGCCAACUGGUGGCCAGUACGGUGGCGCGUCGCCCUCAGGUGUUGCUGGGCCAAGCGGUGGUUUUAGAGGUGUCAGGCUUACCGGAGGUAACGAUGGAGGGAUCACCGGUGCUGGACUCAUUGGGGCGGGGUAUAAUGGUGGACACACGGGCAACACGGUAACCAUACCGGCAAAGGUGAUCGUCCUGAAAAUCCCAAUAUCCGACAGUGAGGCUGGAGGAUUUUCUCGCUUUGCCGGCAGCUAUCCGGGCGGAGAAUAUGGACAAUCCAGAAACGCGCCAUCACCUACUGGAUAUGCGAGCGUGAGCACGUCUCCUGACGGCAGAUAUAACCAAGGAUAUGGAUUGUCGAGCGGUGGACACCAUAGUGGCAGCGGCUUUGGAGGUGGUACAGAAAAGCCCCGUUACGGAGCUUUCUCUGGAGGUUCAGGAAGAACCUAUUCCGGUAAGGGAGUGCCUUACGAAGGACAUCAUGGUGGAUUCACUGGGAAAAACGUUUAUGGAAGACCUGGAGGAAUUGCCGGAAGUUACGGAGGUGGACCCACCGAGAGCCAUGGUGGCAGCUACGCUGGAGCAAGGAGCUUUUCAGGAUCGGAUGUGCACGGGCUCGGUAAAGGUGCCUUUGGUGGCAUGCAGCACGGCUACGGAGGAAGUGGCUAUGGUGUUUCCAAAUAUGGUGGCAACUACGGUGUUGCAAAGGGUGGCUACUGGUGAAGAACUCAUUCGUUUUUACCCUGAGCUCUAAGUGCACCGCUUUAUCAGCGAACUGACUCGCCAGUGAUUGUGCUUUUCAAGUGCGAAAGAUGGGGCGGACGCUCUUAAGAAGUCGCGUGCAUAUCGAAGAACAACGUUCUUGUUCCAUACAUUUACCAUGUGAGAGUCUAUUUCAUAAAUAGAAAUCAUUUGUAGAA